GAAACCAAUAGAGAUAAAGUGUACACCCAGCCAGUUUGAAGCUUGUAAAGGGAAGUCUGAAACCACUUACUCAUGAACAAACAACUGCUCCUGAAAUAAAAAUGAUUAUUCCACAAGUCUUACUUUUAAUGAUAUGUACUUCCAGUCCUAAAGCAGAGGUGCACGCUAUCACUAAGAAGGUCCAUCAGGGAGAAAAUGUAACUCUGCAAUGCGAUGUCCGGCAUGGCCAGGAGACAUCAUGGUGCAGGCAGCAUCCCGAACAAGUACCUGUUGUGAUCUUUCAAGAUGCUUUAAACAUCCGAAGCUCUGAGCCAGACCCAGAGUACCACGAUGGCUUUGGACCUCGUUUCUCUUCCGUUCUGAACCGCACGACCUGGACAGUCAAUCUGAAGAUUGAGAAUAUUUCUGAGUGGGAUUUUGCUCUGUAUUUCUGCACUGUCCGAGUAAAAGGAGAUAUCCGAUUCGGAAAUUCAACCCAUCUUGUGUCUGCAGAAGACACAGGAGAAUCUGUUCCCCUCCCCCUGUGCUGGACACUGCUCGGUACCUCGCUCUUUGUCACAGCCAUUUCCUGUGUUGCCUUUUGUGGUUUUCACAUAUUUCAACAAGAAAGAGUGAAAUCCAAACCUAGUGCCACCAGAAAAUCCAAUAGACAUGAAUCAGAUUAUCAGGCCCGCGCUGCCAAUGUCGAUCUGGAAAGUGAGUACCAGGAACUUACACACAAAGACAGUGCAUUGUAUGCAGUGUGUGUGAAAAAGGAACAACCAAGAAGAGACUGAUCAACAGCUGCAGUUAAUGACCAUCAUAGAAAUGCUUUAUUUAUGAGUCACGCCAGCAGUGCUCUAUGUACACUAGAAUCCAAGCAUGGGCAGAUGAAUAACUGGGUGUGUGGGUGGGCAGCAUUUGUUACCCAUUUCUCAUCACUCGAACCCCUUGCUUGCUCAUCUUGUCCCAUCUUUAAAUAUAUAAGAUUUUAGUGAAAAGAAGCAGAGUGGAGUAGUAUGGAGUAGUGGUUAGGGCUCUGGACUCUUGACCGGAGAGUUGUGGGUUCAAUCCCAGGUGGGGGACACUGCUGCUGUACCCUUGAGCAAGGUACUUUACCUAGAUUGCUCCAGUAAAAACCCAACUGUAUAAAUGGGUAACUGUAUGUAAAAAUAAGGUGAUGUCUUGUAACAAUUGUAAGUCGUCCUGGAUAAGGGUGCCUGCUCAAAAAAAUAAUAAUAAUUGACCAUUGAUUUUUAGGAUCAUC
Acipenser ruthenus (sterlet) is the source of this 1246-nucleotide messenger RNA. RefSeq lists its product as uncharacterized. Gene Ontology annotation, biological process: response to bacterium. Lineage: Eukaryota; Metazoa; Chordata; Actinopteri; Acipenseriformes; Acipenseridae. The transcript has 6 exons. Bases 102 to 776 code for a protein of 224 amino acids. The record is from RefSeq and is a predicted model, not a curated record.